UGAGGGUAAGGAGGUUUAAGGAUCGUCGAUGAGUGUGUCAACUCGACUCGACUUUAAUUUUGCGGCUGUAGAGCUCUCGCCCGCAUGAUCCGACCGACCUUCGCGGAGUGAUAUGUCCUCGUACACGUUCUCGCAGAAACUGUUCACGCCGACGCCACCUGAGCGCGGCAGCUUUCCGUUGGAUCACGAAGGCAUUUGCAAGGGCAUUAUGAUCAAGUAUAUGCGCUGCUUAUCGGAACACUACAACCGGAACGAAUCGUGCCGCGACGUCGCCAGAGAAUAUCUCGGUUGCCGUAUGGACCACAACUUAAUGGCUCGCGAGGAUUGGUCCAAACUUGGCUUCAACGUCGACCAGUCCAAGGAGAUAUAGAUUUCGUCCUCGUCGUGGACCAUCCCUACUGCCCUCGAUUCUGCCUGCCUGGCGCAUUCGAUUGUCGUGUUGUUUUUGUCAUUGUUGUUGUCGAUGAAACUUUGCGGUAGUCUUCUAAAACGUGAGAGCGGACUUGUAAAAUUCAACAGAAUCGAAAAGAUGGCACAUAUUACCAAGAGGAAAGUAUUGCUCGGUUGCACUGGUAGUGUAGCUACCAUCAAGCUGCCAGAGCUGGUGCAGAAGUUGCUA
Molecule: messenger RNA, 619 nt
Organism: Harpegnathos saltator (Jerdon's jumping ant)
Lineage: Eukaryota; Metazoa; Arthropoda; Insecta; Hymenoptera; Formicidae
Product: cytochrome c oxidase assembly protein COX19
Exons: 2
Coding region: 113-370 (85 amino acids)
Biological process (GO): mitochondrial respiratory chain complex IV assembly
Cellular component (GO): mitochondrial intermembrane space
Source: RefSeq, a predicted model, not a curated record